AUGCAAGGAGACAAGAGGCUCCCUCUCCUGGUGGACCCUGAGCUGGAUCCGAUACAGGCACACAGAGGUGACUUGACUUUUCCCGCUAGCAAGAGGCAAGGACUUGACCUGAGAUCUGACUCCAAGGCGACGGUUCUCGCCAUGCUGGGGGCUCUGUACCCCAGGGCUGGGCUCAGCCUCUUCCUCCUCUACCUCAUCCUGGCAGCCGCACUCCGCCCCCAGCCCCUGAGGUCUCAGCGAUCUGUUCCUGAGGAAUUCUCGGCCCCCCUGGAAGUCUCACAGCCACUGUCGGGACUGGUGGACGACUAUGGGGUCCGGCCCAAGCACCCGUGGCCACGAGGGCCCCGGCCCCUCCUCUCCCGGGCCCAGCAGCGCAAGCGGGACGGGCCAGACAUGGCCGAGUAUUACUACGACGCACACCUGUGAUGCGAACCCCCCCAUAAAACUGUUCUGUGCAGCAGGGGCUUGGCUUUCCUGGGGCAGAAGCGACACGGGCAUGGGAGGGGUCUGUGUAGGUACAUCCACUGCAGUCCAGACAGGAAAUGGCACUUUAAUAGUUGGGGCCAGGGUGACAGGACCAAGAUGGGGCUGGCCCGGGCCAGUCAGGAAGCCCCCUUUCCCUGCCGGGGCAGGGGCCUGCUGCGGCUUCUUCCCCGCUGAGGUCCUGAGCCUGCCACGGGCCAGCAUGCCAUGAGGUUGGUGGAAGCCAUCUGGAGGCCCCACAAAUGACAGAGCUGAGAACAGGGACAUCACCUCCACCUGCUGCCAUUUCCUUCCUGGAAAGUCCUUGGGACGUGGCUGGGCCCAGCCCGAGCUCAGAGCUCUUCCGUGGGGGUUAGGGGCCAGGGGAAGCUGGGCACUUGCAGGUGGCAUGGGCCUCCUCGCGGCAAGGUGGCCAAGAGCCAGACAGCCAGGCCCCUGGCAGGGGAAGGAAGGCCCGGGAUGGGGCAGAGCUCUCUGCUCUCAGAGUGGACAUCCUUGGCUGAGGCCUGGUGCCCCACCAGCCCCGUCCCUCCCAACCCCUGCCCAGGCAGCCCGCUCUGUCCUCUACAGAUAAUCUAACCCCAUAUAUUACAAUAAACUGCAUCUGCCUCUCCCCAUAACCCCACCCUCCCCACAUGGGGCCAACAGCCCCAACUUCCCCGUCCUCUGGGUCCUCUGGUGGUGGUGGUGGGUGCCACGUCCUGUCCGUGGCCAGCUGUCCUGGCUCUGGCCCGAGGGCCUGGGGGAUGCAGAGGGCGGGGCUGCGCCGCUACUCCAGGUAGAUGUCUUCUGUGGGGCAGGUGUACUCCACGAACUGCUUGUAGAACUGCUGGAACGCUCUCCUAGAAGGCAGGGGACGCAAGAUGACCUGGGCAGCCGCUGGCAAGGGAGGAACAGGAUCUCAACCCAGGGUUUUCAAAUUGGGGCCGUGGGUGGGGCCCUGGUUCCACUGCUGGAGCCCCUCGGCUCUGUUCCCCAUGGAAGUGUGUUUCCAGAGGAAGAUGUCAGUGACCAAGCUCACAAGCCACUCCCCGGGGCCACCUGGACCUCCCUCCAGACCUCUGCACUGGGGUUUGGGGACGGGUUUCCAGAACUGCGGGGAGGACUGAGGGACGCCGCUGAGCAUGAGGGAGAAGCGCCAGGGCCCGGGUGGGCCUGGCCCCGGGCUGGGCACUCGGCAGGACACAGGCGUACGUACCCCACGGAUUCUGCCAGGGCUUUGGUGGAGUCCUCAGACACAAAGACGUGGCAGGCAAACCGGUGGUCGGCGGGGUGCUUGGUGAUGAACCCAAAGUACCUGUGGGAGGACAGGUCUGUGGUGGGCCGGAGGUUCGGACCCACUCUCCCCGCAGCGGCUCUGGACCACCACUUUCCUCCAGCUCUGUGCCACCCCACUUACUUGUUGUUCUUUGGGUGGUAUCCACAGAAAGAGAUGUUUUUUAACUGGAAAAAGUGGCUACAUUUAUUCUCCUACAGAGAAGAGAAGCAAGAGGGUGGUCACCCAGCCCACAGGGGUGUGGGGUGCAGAAGCUGAACACCUCAUGGCACAUGUCCGGGGAGCACUGGGGGCUGGGGGUUGGGGGAAGUCACCUUGGCCUCCUGUGAGUCAUCGGCCUUGACACCUAUCUUCACGCCCCGCACGCUGAUCUCCAGGACGCAGCUGGAGGGUGGGUUAAAGUGCACGGUGAGCCGGCGGGUGGUGGCAAUCUGUGAGGGAUGGGGACACAUCAGGGGCUGUCUGAUCACUCUUCUGCCGACCACUCCUGUCCCAGGGCCUGGUCCCCCCCUGAGGCCUCUACUGCCUCGAGACGCCAGUGUCCGUCUCCCCAGGAGGCGAGAUGAUGGAUGUACUGGGCUGAGGGCAGGCACGCAUCCAAGGGGGCACAGGCAGCGGGAUCCAGGUACCUUUUGCAUAGCAGCACAGAGGACGUCAUUGCCCUUGUGAUAGGGAACCUGGACUGAGCCCAGGAACUUCACCCGGAACUGGUCCACCCAGUCGCUGUUUUUGGCCAGGGCUGGAAAGCAAGUGUGACAUGAGGAGGGGCAGAGCCCGCGGGAGUGGGCCCGGUGGCCACGUGAAGGAGGGUGGUGAGGCACGUAGAAUGACAGAGCCAGCAGAGGGUGCCAUAGUCCCCAGACAUCCCAACUUGACUGGGCCUCGCUUUUCUGAAUUGUGAAAAGGAUCUAAAAUCACCUCCACCUGGUCCCCUCCCUGGCUGGCCAAGAUCUGCAGCACAUGUUCACCUGGCGGCAAGUCAGGGCAGGCAGAUGUGGGGCUGGAACGCUACCUGCCAUGUGCUCAGGCUCCUUGGUGACCUCGAUGGCAUAGUAGGCAGGAAAGACGCCGCGGGCACCGGUGCGCAUGUUGUAGGCCUCGUACCAGUAAUCUUCAGCCUGUAGCUCCACCAGCAGAGGGUCAUCCACUUCCAGCUCAAGUUCAUCUUCAUGUCGAGGCACAAACCUGUCCCCAACAAGGGCAUGUGAGAAAUUCCUCCCCAAGGCCUCUCCAGCCCGGCCCGCUCUGGGGUCCGACAGCCACAGCAGCAUGGUUAGUUCAAUAAACAUUUGCAAAAGCAUCCUGUGUCUGUCAUGAUGCUAGCUCCUGGGGGAGACCAGGGUCAAUCAGACAUGCAUUUGCCAUGGAGGAAAUCACAGGGAGGGAAGAAGAGGUGAGCAGAGUGCCUGCUAAA
Molecule: messenger RNA, 3173 nt
Organism: Lemur catta (Ring-tailed lemur)
Lineage: Eukaryota; Metazoa; Chordata; Mammalia; Primates; Lemuridae
Gene: FREY1
Product: chromosome 7 C11orf94 homolog
Exons: 5
Coding region: 1-426 (141 amino acids)
Source: RefSeq, a predicted model, not a curated record